This is a messenger RNA of Patella vulgata (common limpet), 5759 nucleotides long. Its product is annotated as ceramide glucosyltransferase. The coding region runs from base 74 to 1255 and encodes 393 amino acids. Gene Ontology annotation, molecular function: ceramide glucosyltransferase activity. Gene Ontology annotation, biological process: glucosylceramide biosynthetic process. NCBI's taxonomy places the organism in Eukaryota, Metazoa, Mollusca, Gastropoda, Patellidae. Gene Ontology annotation, cellular component: membrane. The transcript is spliced from 9 exons. The record is from RefSeq and is a predicted model, not a curated record.
UGAGUAUUGUUAUUCAGGUGAACAUAUUAUUUUGUGAGUCAGACGAUAUAAACGGGGAGGGCAUGAUGUCGAUAUGUCAAUUGCUUUGAUUUUGGUAACUAUACUUGCAACAGGAUUAUUCGGAGGAUGGAUGUUUGAUUGGAUUAUAUUUUUAAUUGCUCUAGUUUAUGGAAAAUGGCGUUUAUAUUCAAAACCCGACAUUCCCUCCCCAGAAGAUAUACAAGGAGUCUCAAUAAUCAAACCUCUCAUGGGAGUUGAUCCCAAUUUAAAACAUAAUUUAGAAACAUUUUUUCAACUUGAAUACCCAAAUUAUGAACUUUUAUUUUCUGUACAAGAUGAAAACGAUCCUGCUAUUUUAGUUGUUAAAAGUCUUAUUGAUACUUAUCCAAAAGCAGAUGUUAAAUUAUUUAUAGGAUUAAAACAUGUUGGCCCUAAUGGAAAAAUCAAUAAUAUGGUUAGGGCAUAUGAAGCAGCCAAGCAUAAUUUAUUACUUAUAUCUGACAGUGGUAUAAAAAUGACUAAGGAUUCUCUAUUAGAUAUGGUAUCAUGUUUAAAGAAAGAUGUGGGUCUUGUAUUACAAAUGCCUUAUGUCUGUCAUCGUAAAGGUUUUGCUUCAGUUUAUGAACAGGUAUAUUUUGGAACCAUGCAAGCUAGGAAUUGUUUAAGUGCGAAUGCUGUAGGUAUUAAUUGUUCUACUGGUAUGUCCAUGUUAUUUAGAAAAGAUCUGAUAGAUGAAGUUGGGGGUUUAAAAGAAUUUGGUAAAUACUUAGCCGAGGAUUAUUUUAUAGCAGAAGCCAUCCGCAAUCAAGGUUAUAAAAGUGUUCUCUGCACACAACCAGCUUUACAAAAUUCUGGAACAUACAAUAUUAAUGAUUUUCACAAAAGAAUGUUGAGGUGGGCCUCACUACGAGCUUCAAUGAUUCCUACUUUUAUUUUAUUGGAGCCCCUAUCUGAGUGUAUGAUUAUGGGUGUUGUUGGAUCUUGGGCAGCUCAGUUUUUAUUUGAUAUCAGUCCUAUGGCAUUUUUUCUUAUGCAUGUGUUGUGUUGGUUCUUGUUAGAUUAUGUAAUGUUUUGUAUGGUUCAGAAUGGACCGCUUCCUUUUUCUAAAUUUGAAUAUGUUGUUGCUUGGUUACUUCGUGAACUCUCGUCUCCAUACAUUCUGCUUUUAAGACAUACAGGUUCUUACAUUAUUUGGCGAAAUAGAAAAUAUAUGGUUCAUUGGGGUGGAUAUACAGAGGAAGUUCCAGCGACGUAGUACAGCCACAAUGAUACUGACUGACUGGCCAAUAUCAUCUCACUUCAUAUACAGUUACAUUAUCUUCUUAUUUUUACUAACAUAUCAGAAAACAGAAAUUAUUUAUUUUACCUAGUCACACGAAAAAUAAGACCGAUAAAACUUGUUAUGUGUUAAAUUAAGGCUCUCAUUUCUAACAUAUUUGCCAUGGUGAACAGUGAAAUUAACCCACAAGAUAAUUUACAUGCCAGGAAAUAAGAAUUUCAAAGUUUGUGUGUAGAAACACUUUAAAAUGUAUUAAUAAAUUGGUAUAAUUCUAAAAAAAAAAUGCUAAUCUGAGAUAAACAAAAUACUUUUAAAAAUUGACUUAGACUAGCUGGUAAUAUUUUUGUAGUGAAAACUGUGUUAAAUACACUUGAAAUAAAUAUAAAAAUAUCAAGGUUUAUGCCAUAAUAUGUAUUUUGAGGAGAUGUAUUUCAAGUCGCUGACUGUCAUUUGCAUUUUUCAAACAGUAUCUAAUUUUUCCUGGCUAGAUGCUUUAUUGUAGUUUGCAAGGGUUAAAAAAUCCCUCAAAUGACGAUCAGAGCCUUUAAUUUUGUAUCUGAUUUAUCUGUUCUUUGAUGAAAAUGGACUAGAACAUUGUUAGGUAAUUGUGCCAUUAACUGAUAAAGAUUUAUAGUAUUGUUUUAGAUAUGAUCUAUCAUAUCAAUUUGAUAAGCUAUUAUCAGAUUAAUAAUAAUCAUAGAAUAUGACAAAUGAGUGGAAAGUUCAAUAUUUCUACUGGUAUGAUAAAAUCAGGCUUAUAGAGAAAUGACAUGGUAUGAUAAAAUAUGUCUUAUAGUAAUACAGAAAUGACAUGGCUUAUAGUAAAAUUACAUGUGAUAAAAAUAAGACUUAUAGUAAAAUGACACGGUGUGAUAAAAAAUAAGGCUUUUAGUGAAAAAAAUACAUGGGGCGAUAAAAUAAGUAAAAUGUUACACAAAGUUAACACAAUUUAUAACAAACUAUAUUACAUGUCUGAAGUUAAUUGAAUAGCUGAAAAAUGAUAAUUUGGCAAUGUUUUCUUUUAAUUGAAUCUGUUUUAUUUUUCUUAUAUAAAAUAUUGCUCAAAGCUUAACUGUUUUCAAAACAAUUUGAAUAUGUAUGUUCAUUGUGAAAAUUCAACAUGAUGUAGAAUAAAUUAAAGAUAAUUACAAUUUCUAAAAAUUAAAGGGUUUACUGUUGGCUAUAAAUAAUGUAUAACAACCAUUUCAGGCUAUUCCAUAUUUUGAUGAGUGGGAAUGACUCUUUGUACAUCCAACCACAAAAUAUAUUUAUUUUUCAACCCUCUACCAAUUGAUUUUUUUGUGCCCUCCUUCAACAAUAGGUAAUUUUUAAAAAAAUGUGAUUUUCCAUAUCCAUAGAAAUUUUGAAAAAAAUUAGCUCCCCCCGAAUAAUAUUCUAAUAUUUAACUAUACUGUGCAUUUAUUACUUUGGUAAUUACAUUCCUACUUUCAAUUUGUCGGAUUCUAUCUUAUAGCUUGUAGGGUAUGAAGGAAUGGGUGGUCUUAAACAUAAGGUCUGUAAUUGAGUAAAGUCAAAUGUGGUAUGGUUUAGAUCCCAAGCUUGCAUGUGACGAGAAUGUCACUUGCCUAACCUUUCUCUGGGUCCUCCCACUGCUAUCUGCUAAAGACACCUACAUGCAAGGGAAUUGUUGAAAUAAUACCACAUGUUACUCCAGAAAUAACUUAGUUUGUGUUAAGUGGAUAUCUCUCCCUUUCUCUCGCCAAAAUAGCACAUAGGACAUGAUGACAAGUUGAAAGUGAAAUUAUGAAUACUCCUGGUUAAACUUAAACCCUUAUCUAUAUAUAGUUUGUAUUACUGUUAUACCAUUAUUAGUUCACAGUACACCAAUAUACUUUAAUGAGAUUUACUAUAUUAAAUAUACAUAUUAAAUAACCAUGAGGUAUCUCCUAUCAUUAGAUUACUUUAUUAGUUCACAGAAAUAAGUACACAAAAUUAAUUGAUAAGAUAGCAAUUCAAUAAUAGUUUAAUAUUGUGGAGGACCUGCUCCCCAAAACAUAAAACAUAUAGUAUGGAAAAACAGCAGAGACAAAUGAGGUGCUUCAGAUCACCAUUGUGAUUGUCACUAUCAUCCCACUGUACAUACUUAAUCAGAAAUUUGUUUGUUGCCGCAGGUUUUGUAAAAGAUAAUCAGAUAAAUAUGUAUAAUAUUAUUAUGAGUAGACGUUGAAAAUCAAUUUCUUUUGCUAUGUGAGAUACCUUGUAACUAUGUCAGAAUCAUUCAUCUCAUUCUGUAUAUUUUAAUCAAUUUAUCAUAAUUAUAUAGUACUCUCUUUAAUCAAAGUAUUAUUUUGUAUGAUAGAAGUGUAAGUUUAACAGUAACUAUCUCUUGUUGGGCUAUGACGUGUGAUAAAUGUAUCAUGGUAUUUGUCGUGAACAGUGAUGAUUACAAAUAAUUAACUAGUUGUUAGUGAUGGUAUGAAAUUUCAUUAGUAUUAAUGUUUAUUAUUGUUGCAGAUAUUUUUUGCUUUAAUCAAUAAUUUAACUUAUGCCAACCUCCUAGUUUGUAAAUUUAUAUGACCAGCUUACUUCAUUACCAAAUUUGAUACAAUCGUACUGAGACCAAUAACCUUUACUUAAUUGAGUAUUCUCGUUUCUGUGUUCAGAUGGUGUACUUGAUUCUUGGGUUAUUAGCAGAGAUAGGUAAACAGUUCAACUUUCAAAUAUUAAGCUAAAUAAGUCAGUGUGUGUUUAUUAUUGAUCUAUCUAUAUAAUUCAACAUAUUUUUAUACUUUUCAACUUGAUUUUGUUGCCAAUUACAUGUAUAUAUUAUUUUUUUAUUUAACAUUUUUUUUAAGCACUUUGUAUCUUGUUCCAAUUUAUUUCAUGACUUUUUGAAAUGUCAAUUAUCGAGAUACAAAUUUCUGGUACAAACUAGAUUUUAUGGCUUAUUUUUUUAUUUAUUGGCUCUUGAAAAUUAAGUCUUAUAUCAACAUAAACAUCGCUAAUAUAAAAUAAUGUACAAAAAUAAAUCAUUACACUGCUUUGUUGAUGUGGCUUGGAUUGAUAUCGAAAUUGAUAGCAAGAAACAUUCUGAAGUUUACAGUAGGCUAAUAUUUAGUAUGCUUGAAGUAGUUCAAUUGAAAUUAAUCUAAUUGACUCCCAGUACAUGUGCAGUAUUUGUGAGAUCUGUUUGGUGUAUUUCUCUAAUUGAUACUUACUGUAUUUUGUAUACUAGUCUUUAAAUCAAAAAUAGCAUUGUUAUUUUCAGUGACACAAGGACUUAGCUAUGGGUCAAUUCACUUUAAUCAAAGUUUCAGUAUAUGGCACUUGUGGUUAAUGUAAAUAUCCACUAAGUGUAGGUUAUACGUGACAAUGAAAACAUUUGUAGUGAUCAGCAAAAGAUAUUACCAGGGGGAAGAAAUUGCUUUGUUGGCUAUAUUAUGAAAACUAACCAGAAAUCAAGUGAUCAGUAAUCAGAAUUUGAAUACCUCGUUCUGUUGGCUGAAUAAUCAUUGAUUCAUUCAUUCUAGGUGCUUAAUAGUUUUUUUCUGUUGAAAAGCAGGAUUGAUUCCUAUUUCCUACUCUCAAGAUUUUCUCAUUCGAAAUGAAUAGAUAAUGAACAGAUUUUUUGUAGUAAACGUUUCAUGAUUAUGAUGUAACCACCUACAAACUGGAAACAGAAACUGCAUACUGCUACACAAAAAUAGGUGUAUUUAUUACUUCUUGUUUGAAUGAUUUCAAGAAUUGUUAAACUAGCUUGUUUUGCUCAUGAAAUAUGCUUAUGAUGUAUAUGGAAUAUUAAUGGAUCAAAUAUUAUAAUGGAAUGUUAUGAAAUAUGAAUUGAUGAUUUGUAUGGUGGUGAUGUAAUAAUUAGGUGCAAAAGUGUAAUAAUUCCAAUAGCUAAGUCAACACAAAGUACAUUGUAAUAGUUGCAAAUCAUUGUCAGAUUAGUAAUAAAUUUUCAAUGUUUAUCAAAUAUUAACCAGCUGACUAGAAAUGCUCAGAGUGGUACUGCUGUGAAUAUAAAUGAUCAGUUUUACAACUUGGCAAUAACUAUUGUAAGGUUCGCUUUUAAAGAUGUAUUCCUAUAAGAUCAAACAGGUCAUCUAUUGCACCCCAAAUCAUAUUUUGAAUUGAAAAUACAAUUUUUUCAGAUUUAAUUUUUAGAGCCGAGAUUGUCAGAGCAUUAUAUUUUUAAGGUCUGAUCCAAAUAUCACAUUGAGUGCAUUACCUGUACUUUUAUUUAAAGCUCAUUUAAUUACUGAUUUUUAAAGGGUUUCCUCGGUUUAUUGUAUCUGAAACUAGACAAAAAAAAUGUCUUUUACCCAACAAAAACAAGGAAUAAGAUUUUUAUUGUUUGGAAUUUAUUGUUCAUCACAGAUAAUUUUAUGAUGAUGGAAUCCUCUAAGAAUGAUUAAUUUUUUUAAUCCUGUAUGUUUUCGCAGUAUUGUUGCUCAGGUCAUUCUUUAUAUACUGUAGUAUGCCUUUCUUUGACAAUAAAAUCUGAAUUGAUAUUAAA